GGCACUCUGGCUGCCUCAGGGUGAGGAGUUCAUAGACAUACCGAGACCAUCACCACUCCUGUGCAGGAUUUUCUCUCGCGAAUCCGAAAUCUUCCUUCGUCGGCGUCUCCGUCAGUAGUAGCGAAAGGGUCAAGAUGAACAAGUACUUCCCAGGAAUCAGUCGGAUCGAGUACAGGCCAGACGCCGGUCCUGAUGACACGCUCGUCUACAGGCACUACAAUGCCAGCGAGACCGUCCAUGGGAGGACCAUGGAGGAGUGGCUCCGCUUCUCCGUCUGCUACUUCAACACCUUCAGGUACUGCGGCGCAGACAACUACUAUGGCGACAGGGCUCACCAGAGGAACUGGGAGGACGGCACCCGAUCCCUGGACAACUACAAGCGCAGGAUGGUCGCAGCCUUCGAGUUCUUCCACAAGCUCAACGUCAAGUACUACUCGGUGAGCGACCGCGACAUGGCCCCCGAAGGCGACAGCUACGAGGAGACCAACCGCUACCUGGACGAGAUGGUGACCCUGGCCUGUGACCUCCAGCGCCAGACGGGCAUCCGGCCCCUCUACUACAGCGCCGACCUGUUCACCCACCCUCGCUACAUGAACGGCGCCGCCACCAACCCCGACGCCCACGUCUUCGCCUAUGCCUGCGCCCAAGUCAAGCGCAGCAUGGACGCCGCCAAGCGACUGGAGGCCGAGAACUUCGUGUUCUUCCACCCCCGCGACGGCUACCAGCACGUCCUGCAGAGGCAGUUCUUCAGGGACAUGUCGCACAUGGCCCAGAUGUACCGCAUGGCCGCCCAGUACAAGGAGAAGAUCGGCUACCGCGGCCAGCUGCUGAUCCAGCCCAAGCCAGCCGACCCCCGACGCCACCAGUACGAGUCCGACGCCAUGUCUGUGAUGUACAUGCUGCGCCACUUCAACCUCGACAAGCAGUACAAGCUGUACAUCAAGCCGGCCUUCUCGCGCCAGAUGAACCGCACCUACGAGCACGACGUGUACAUGGCCGCCGCCUUCAACAUGCUCGGCUCCGUCGACGCCUCCGACAGCUUCCCCGAGGUUAACGGAACCUCCGAUCUCUGCGCCCGCAACGUCCGCGACGCCACUUUCGUCAUGAAGUGCGUUCUGGAACAGGGAGGUCUUCAGCAGGGCGGCUUCACCCUGGGAGGACGCGUCCGAAGGGAGUCCGUCGAACCACGCGACCUCUUCCACGGACACAUCCUGGCCAUGGACUGCUUCGCCAGAGCUCUCAAGAACGCCGCCCGCAUGAUCUCCGACGGAAACUUCGCUCGCAGCAUCCAGCAGCGCUACUCUUCGUACAAGUCCGGCUUCGGCGAGAGGGUUGAGCAGAGCAGCGUUAACUUCGAGGAAUGCGAAGACUACGUACGCAAGUGUGGGGAGCCCCAACCUCAGUCCAGCCGCUACGAGCAUUACGAGAACAUGUUCAACUACUACGUGUUCCCUCCACGCCACUAGGUCGAUGAAAACUACGAACACGCCGCCACGGCCCCUUCUUCUCCGGGUAGUAGAUCCCCGCGUCUACUCGGUCCCCAGGAUAAGAUUGUUGCUACAUGGUGUCAUCGACGUGACCACGAUUAACGCCCCCACCCCCACCCCUGGCUGGAGAAGGUUCUAACAUCGCAUUCUGGCGUCUUGCUGAGAUCAUUAAUUUAAUCACUUUUCAGUUGGAGAUUUUAACAUCUUAUUUCGGCGUCUUUCUGAAAUAAUCAUCUUACAGCUGGAGAAGAUUUUAACAUCUUAUUUUGGCGUCUUUCAAUAAUAUUUUUACGGUUGGCGAACAUUCUAACAUCAUAUUCUGGCGUCUUUCAGAGAUAAUAUUUUAAUAAUUUUUCAAUGGGAAGAGAUUCUAACAUCAUAAGACUCUGAGAGAUUCUAACAUCAUAAGACUCUUUCAGAGAUCAUUUUUCAGUUGGAGAAGGUUCUAACAUCCUAUUUUGGCGUCUUCUAGAGAUCAUCUUUCAGUAACUUUUUUGUAAUUGGGACAGGAAUCAUUUACUGCCUUUUGUUUUGAUGAUCGUGAUCAACUAUGGGGAAAACUGAUUUUUUGCUUUUUUUAUUGUUUGACUGGGAACUGAAUCCACACCAAUGAGAUUAUAUAUAUAUUUUUUGAAAGCGAAAAUGAUUUUGGUGCGUAAAACCAGCAUCUAGCUCAAAAAGAAUAAUGUUACGAUAGAGCAACAAGUUGCUGAUCAUUACAAAUCCGACGCAACAGGAUAAGAAAAUCUAUUGGAAUUAUUAGUUUGACAACUGGCAGUACUAGGAGGAAGAAUCAUUCAAAGAAAGGUGAUAAUACCUCGCAUUCAACACCAAAUCCUCAAGAUAUUCUCAAGAUACUGGUGAAAAUGCAUUCAUUUGAAGAGAGAGAAAAAAAAUAAUGUUGCUAAUAAUAAAAACAAUAAAAACUCGACAUGGAAAUCUGCAAAACAUAGAAGCUACCUGAUCACCAAACAGCUCGUGUUGAAGACAGCUUAAAUGCACCAGCUGUCGAGAUGGAAGUUUGCGAAUUAAGGUCACCAAAGCUACAGAUGGAGCAAUAGCCACGCCCCUUCCCCCCGCCCCCCCUCAACCCCUUCUCAGAUGGAAUCGUCUUGUAAUCCUCACCCUCACACUGCACCAGCUGAAGAAUCAUCAGACCCGAUGGGAAUCUUAGAAUCUUAUCCUUUGAUUUAAAAAUAAAAAAAGACCAUUCAGUCAAAAAAGAGUUAUUAAGAAGUAUUACCCCAAUCAUUCAUUUCAUUCUUAAUUUUUUUUUUCAUAAAUUCCAUUGACAUUGGAAAAUCAAUUUUAGGUUAAAAAAAUGUUUUUACUUUUAGAUUCUCGAAGCCAUUUUAACUAAAACUGUCAUGUGAUAAUCUCCAAAAAAUACAAAAAUUAUGUAUAAUCAUUUUUGUGUUCAUUUUAUUUUUUAUAACACAUCAAGCAUACCAUGUAUCCUGUUUCAAUAAAAUCGCCCUAAAAAUUAA
This is a messenger RNA of Macrobrachium nipponense, 2974 nucleotides long. Its product is annotated as xylose isomerase-like. The record is from RefSeq and is a predicted model, not a curated record. Gene Ontology annotation, biological process: carbohydrate metabolic process. The coding region runs from base 135 to 1466 and encodes 443 amino acids. Gene Ontology annotation, molecular function: xylose isomerase activity. Lineage: Eukaryota; Metazoa; Arthropoda; Malacostraca; Decapoda; Palaemonidae. The transcript is spliced from 5 exons.